AUGGCUUCCUCGCAGACACCGCCAGACGUCACCGGUCUCUUUGGCCCUCUGCUCAUUGGCGCGCUGCUCAACACCCUGCUGUAUGGUGUCAUGGCCGUGCAGGCGUUUCUCUACUUCCAGCAUUACACGAAGACUAAUAAUAAACCCAAGGGAUCGCGCCUGGUUCAAGUUGCUUACCUCGUUGUUAUCGAGACCGCGAGCCUGGUGUGCAACGUCGGAGUGGUAUAUGAGCCCCUCAUCACCCGCUAUGCCCGUCCUGAAGCCCUGAUCGUGUCGCCUAUCUUGCUCCGGCCCGAUGCGGCCCUUACCGUCCUCGUCUCCGCACCCACGCAGCUUUUCGUCGCGUGGCGCCUGCAUGUCAUCACCCGCUCGUACUUUCUCUCCGCGCUCAUCGCGAUCCUCGCAUUCGUCGCAUUCGUCGGCGGAAUCGUGACCUCCGUCGUUGUCUCGCUCCACCCCAACUUUGCGAGCUUCGCGUCGUUCAAGCCGGAGGUGAUCACCUGGCUCGUGGCGAGUACGGCGUGUGAUGUGGUGUUGACGGCGGCGCUGGUGUUCUCGCUGUGGACACGCAAGACGAAGAUGGCGUCGACGGAUAGCUACGUGAAUAAGAUUAUCCGCCUCACGGUACAAACUGGCUUGAUCACUGCCACCGCCGCCUUGCUCGACCUGCUGCUGUACAUCGCGUUCCCAAACGCCAGCUACAACUUCAUCCUCGACUUUGCGCUCUCGAAGCUGUACACCAACAGCCUCAUCAGCACGCUCAACGCGCGGCCGUGGCGCGAGUCUGCCCUUGGCUUUGCGCCGAACGUGCUGUUCGAGCAGAGCAAGGAGGGCACCUCAGGCAGCCGCUCGCUCAGCCGUGGGCCCGGUCAGACCUUCGGGCUCACGCAGACGGCGACGCAGACCCGGCCGAUGGGGCUGACCUACCCGCCGGUGCGUCCAUUCCUUACCUCCGAUGCGCCCGUUGACAUCGAGGCACAAUAUCUGCAGUCUGGAAACGCGACGGGGCUCUCGGGUGUGAACGUGAACGUGAAAAUGGAGUCGUUUGUGGACGUCGAUGCGGCGGGGCCGUAUGGCGAUCGGAAAGAAGCGGGGGAAGAUGCGCGGAACCCGCGGUACAUCGCGAUGCCUGUGCGAUACCAGGAGAGCCGGGCUGUGUAG
This is a messenger RNA of Mycena indigotica, 1161 nucleotides long. RefSeq lists its product as uncharacterized. The record is from RefSeq and is a predicted model, not a curated record. Bases 1 to 1161 code for a protein of 386 amino acids. The transcript has 10 exons. NCBI's taxonomy places the organism in Eukaryota, Fungi, Basidiomycota, Agaricomycetes, Agaricales, Mycenaceae.